AAUGGGAGGGAUCAAAGUAUUCAAGGGAGAGAAGUUAACGAGCUUGAUGGUUUCGCAGUCACGAUUCUGCAGACUCAAACUGUUAGCAGCUGCAGCCACAACCAUGUUGCUACUCUGCGCCUGCGCUGUGCAGUACACCACGCUCAGCGAUACAAUGAAGCCACGCGUGCUGAUAUUUCGUUCUUCUCAACAUUUUGCUCCUCCACAGAGUAGUACUGCUGAUAUUGAAGGGGAUUACGUGAACAAUGGAUUUCUCAUGGUCUCAUCCAAUGGAGGAUUGAAUCAAAUGCGAGCGGGCAUUUGUGACAUGGUAGCUAUUGCAAGGUUUUUGAAUGUCACGCUUAUAGUUCCCGAGUUGGAUAAAACCUCCUUUUGGAAUGAUCGGAGUCAGUUUGAAGAUAUAUUCGACGUGGAUCACUUCAUAGCAUCAUUGAGCGAUGAAGUCCGUAUAUUGAAAGUUCUGCCCCAGAAGCAGAGAAGAAGAAUAGAAAUGGCUUCCCUCUAUUCCAUGCCCCCUGCUAGUUGGUCUAAUAUGACAUUUUACUACAACCGGGUUCUUCCUCAGAUAAAGAAGUAUGAAGUACUGCAUUUCACUAAAACUGAUACAAGACUUGCCAAUAAUGGGAUCCCAGUGGAAGUUCAGAAAAUGCGCUGCAAAGCAAAUUAUGAAGCCCUGAGGUUCACUCCCCCAAUUGAGGAAUUGGGGAAGAAGAUUGUAAGGAUUCUGAGAGAAAGGGGCCCGUUCUUAGUUCUUCAUCUCAGAUAUGAAAUGGACAUGUUAGCCUUUUCGGGUUGCACUGAAGGCUGCGAUGACAAAGAAAUCGAAGAAUUGACAAAUAUGAGAUAUGCUUAUCCAUGGUGGAAAGAGAAAGUAAUUAAUUCCACCCAAAAAAGAAAAUCUGGGAAAUGCCCAUUAACUCCCGAGGAGACUGCUCUUGCACUGAGGGCAUUGGAUAUCGAUCCUAGUAUCCAAGUAUACAUAGCUGCAGGUGAUAUUUAUGGGGGAGAAAGACGAAUGGCAUCUCUAAGAUUAGCCUUUCCACACAUAGUUAAGAAAGAAACAUUGCUGGAAGCCUCAGACCUUGAGCCCUUCCGAAACCAUUCGAACCAAAUGGCUGCAUUGGAUUACAUUGUGUCACUGGAAAGUGAUAUCUUCGCUCCAACUUAUGGAGGAAACAUGGCAAGAGUUGUCGAAGGCCAUAGACGGUACUUAGGUUUCAGGACAACAAUUCGUCUGGACAGAAUGCUUCUAGUGAAUUUGAUAGACCAGUACAAGAAGGGUAGACUGAGCUGGGAUGAAUUUUCCCAGGCAGUGAAAACAGGACAUGCCGAUCGCAUGGGUAGCCCUACACAAAGAUUGGAGAUUCCUGGUAAACCCAAGGAAGAGGAAUACUUCUAUAACAAUCCACAGGAAUGUUUACCACCAAUUUCUACAAAACCAAAGAGGCUGUGAUGCACACGUUACAAUCAAUGGAAUGUUAUCACAGGCCAAAGAUUCCACUUCACUCCCUUCAAAAAAAAAAAAAAAAA
Messenger RNA from Rosa chinensis, 1530 nucleotides. Its product is annotated as rhamnogalacturonan I rhamnosyltransferase 1. The transcript has 7 exons. The coding region runs from base 2 to 1453 and encodes 483 amino acids. Gene Ontology annotation, cellular component: cytoplasm. Lineage: Eukaryota; Viridiplantae; Streptophyta; Magnoliopsida; Rosales; Rosaceae. The record is from RefSeq and is a predicted model, not a curated record.